AUGUGCAGCAUUGUCUACGAUCAGGAAGUGCUAGCAGCGCCGCCCAAGCAUUUGGAUGUGCCCUUCUUCGAGGAGGUGCUGGAGACAGCGAUGCGCACUUCCCAUGUCCAGCUGCUGGGGAUUCACUGCGGCCUGGGCAGCAGCACCGGCGAGAACUAUUGCAGUCAAAUCUAUCGCGUCAAAUUGACCUACAGGCGACAAGAUGGGACGACCGCUGAGAAGGACCAGCAGUUGGGUGUGAUUGUGAAGAGCAUACCGCGCAUCGACUCUGUGGAGUUCAUCGCGGACUUGCAGGUGUACCUAAAGGAAAAGAUCACGUACUACGAACUGCUGCCACGACUCGAACUGCUGAUGAAAUGCAAAAGACGCUUUGGCCCCAAGCUCUAUCAGUGCAUGAAACAGCCAGAGAACACGUUGGUCUUCGAAGAUCUUGGCCGGCUGGACUAUAUGAUGGGCUCACGGGAAACGGGCUUGGAUGAGGCGCAUGCUGGUCUGGUUAUGGAACGACUAGCGGAAUUCCAUGCCGCCUCAAUGGCGCUGGCAGUGCUGGACCCGGAAAUCUUUAAGGCCUAUGGCGAUGGCAUGCUAUCACCACAUGGCCUGAACAAAGACGACGGCCUGCUGAUGCGUUUCUUUGCCGGCAAUGGACAACAGCUGCAUAAGCUGGUCAGCAGCUGGCCGGGCUAUGAGCGCAUUGCGGGCAAAAUAGGCAAAUACAUGGAGCAGCAGCGGGUGAAUUUGGUGCGUGCCCAGGCGCCAGUGGACAAGGAGAUCAAAGUGCUAAAUCAUGGCGAUCUGUGGGUGAACAAUAUGCUAUUCAAGUACAAUGGAACGCAGCAGCUACAGGAUGUGAUCUUCAUAGACUUUCAGCUGAGUGUUUGGGGCAGUCCCGGCAUAGAUCUGAACUACUUUUUCUACACCAGCCUGAGCUUGGAUGUGCUCAAGCACAAGCGGCCGCAGCUGGUCAAAGUCUAUCAUAAUCGUCUGGCCGACACGUUGCUCAAUCUGGAUAUGGGCGUGCCGGUGCCCAGCUAUGAGCAGCUGCUGGCCGAGGUGCACCGGCGAGAGAGCUAUGGGUUUUUCGCCAAUUACGGUAUACUGCCUACAAUUAGCCAGGACAAGGCCCAAACCGCGGACAAUAAUCUGGAGAGCUUCAGCGACGCAGAUUUUGCCCAGAAGAAAACCGAGCAAAUGUUUGCCUCCAAGCGUUUGGCCGAGACGCUGCGCUAUACUUUGCCGCAUUUCGAGCGAGCGGGUGUUUUGGAUUAAAUAAUAAGAGUAGAUGGGUGCGCACUCACCUGGAGAAGUGUUUUAGCUUAGUUUACAUAUAUUGCACAUGUAUUUACAAAUUAAAAUAGUUUUCCAAUAAAUUUACGCGCACUUUUCAAUUUUUCACUUGUUGCUUCUCUUUCGCAGUUACCGUUGCACAGCA
Molecule: messenger RNA, 1432 nt
Organism: Drosophila hydei
Lineage: Eukaryota; Metazoa; Arthropoda; Insecta; Diptera; Drosophilidae
Exons: 3
Coding region: 1-1269 (422 amino acids)
Source: RefSeq, a predicted model, not a curated record